AGUUAAAAUUUCUUUCCUGAGGGUAUCUUCAGUCUUCAGUUACCUUGUUAUAUUCAUCGAACGGCAUUGGAUCUAGCAUCGUUUUUUGCAUCCACGAGAAUCACAUUUAUGUGAAUUCUGUUUAGCAAUACGAGCUGCUUGAUCUUGUAUAACAAAAUUUACUUAUUUCUUCGUUAGGAAUCCGAUUUCUGUAACAUAAAAUACAUAGCCAUGGGCGUGGAUGUAGAAGUUCUUUCUCCUGGAGAUGGUCAGACAUAUCCGAAAACUGGACAGACCGUAGUUGUUCAUUAUACAGGUACCCUUGACAAUGGAAAAAAAUUUGACUCCAGUAGGGACCGUGGAGUGCCAUUUAAGUUCAAAAUCGGUAAAGGUGAAGUUAUUAAAGGCUGGGAUCAAGGAGUUGCUCAAAUGUGUGUUGGAGAACGUGCUAGGUUAACUUGUUCACCAGAUUUUGCCUAUGGUAGCCGAGGACAUCCUGGAGUUAUUCCUCCAAAUGCUGUCCUUAUCUUUGAUGUGGAAUUAUUGAAGGUGGAGCCUUGAAGAAUUUUCCAGAGUGUAUCAAAUUGACUGCACACAUCGGAACCACAGAUAAUUAAACGCUUCAAAUUACAUUAUGUUAAGUAGUCAUUGCAUGAGUGGUAUGUCUUACAUACUAACCUUAAUUUGAUUGCUCAUAAAAACAAAAACAAAAAAAAAUAAAAUCGAGACUUUAAUUCUGUUUCACACUAUUGCACAAUUAUAUACACUACAGAUUACAAUUGUACAGAAAUCAUUAAUGACCAAUUAACGUGGGAUAUCAGAACAUGUUUCUCACAUUUUUACAUCAUAAUAAUAUUAAAGUUUACAUUGCUCGUUUUGAGGUUGAUAGCAUUCCUAUUAUAAGAAAUUGAAUUAAAUAAAUCUUGAAGCAUUCAACAUGUAAUCCAACAUCUGUGUUCAUUCCAAUUACUUAGUACUUGGUAAAUAAUCAUCUGGGUAUUUUGUACAAAAUCUUUCAAUGAUCCAAAAGAAAAUAAUUGUAUUGGUAAUGUAAUAGUAUGAACCUUUACACAGAAAAAUUCAAUAAAAAAAAUUGUCUUGUCUUCAA
Bombus pascuorum is the source of this 1087-nucleotide messenger RNA. RefSeq names its product peptidyl-prolyl cis-trans isomerase Fkbp12 (gene Fkbp12). Gene Ontology annotation, molecular function: peptidyl-prolyl cis-trans isomerase activity. The coding region runs from base 211 to 540 and encodes 109 amino acids. NCBI's taxonomy places the organism in Eukaryota, Metazoa, Arthropoda, Insecta, Hymenoptera, Apidae. The record is from RefSeq and is a predicted model, not a curated record. The transcript has 4 exons.